Molecule: messenger RNA, 1011 nt
Organism: Staurois parvus
Lineage: Eukaryota; Metazoa; Chordata; Amphibia; Anura; Ranidae
Source: the annotation of a GenBank genome assembly
AUUCUGAAUAAGGAUCGUUCUCAUUUUAUGUCAACUCUCUUAGAAGCUCUGGAUGACCGUAGCCAAGAAGAUCUCACACUGGAACUUGGUAAUGACCUUAGUAGCAGUGUUCUCAAACCUCCAGGAAGAGAGCAAAGAUGGAGACCUUCAAAGCCACCUGUUACAAAAACCAAACUGGGCCCAUUCCUUGAGCAACAUGAGUUAAGCGCCAUCAUGGAAGUGGAGACGCCCACUAGCGGCCGACGUUCUAGCGCAGGACUAGCUGAAAGCAAUGUGACUCAAACAGGUCAGAGUGAUUUUGCUAGAGCAACAGAAGUCCUUUGUCAUCCGGACAGAGAGCUAGAUCUUUCUGGACUGUCGAUUACCAGCAUUGACCGCAGUGGUAAUGAGAGCUCAAACCAAAGCCACACUAAACUAUCCUGGAGAGAAAUGUUAACUCUAGAACUAUCCCAUGAUCCCAGCAGCACAGAUAACCCUCAUAGUUCAGCAGCACCAGAUUUCCCUGCUGGUAAUGGAACAGAGCCUUUCCGUAACCCCUCAGCUCCACAAGGGACUGCAACACUUGUGAAUGCAAUGCAUGGGCAGACCCCAGAUGGCACCAGUGACUAUUUGUCUACAACCACCAUAUCAACUGGCAGUUUCCUGACCAGUGAGAAGUCUGAUUGCAGUCCGGCAAACUCUGAUGUCCUUUCAGAAUUGCAGAGAUGUGACUAUUCUGUAAUUGGGAAAGCCAGGGAUGGUAGUUCCAGUCCUUCAGCAGCCACUGCGGUGGUUCAAUCUGAUAUGAGAUGGCGAGAUUUCCUGACCCCAGUGGAGAACAGCAGGCACAUCCAGCAGAUCAUUGCGAAAUACACUAAAGACCUCCAUGUGUCACUUGAGAGGAACUUGAGCUUUCAUUCUCCUGAGACUGCCGUUGACACGUCAACUUUCUACCCCUUGGAUCCGAAACCAGAUUUUGAUGUGUCCACUCCUUCAUAUGCUCACUCAAACCCCACCAGCAGCUCUGUCUGC